AGCGAUUCCAUUCUAUCAUCACAAAAUUUAUAUUUUUAUUUUCCACACAUAAUUAUUCUUUAUUUUGUAUAACACCCAACUACUCAUUUUAAUGACAGUUUAUAGCAACAAGGUGUCAGUUUAUAGCAACAAGGCAUUCGGUUUUAAAUAUUUUAGACAAGAAUUAAAGAUGGCUGCUAACUCAUCCGCAAAUUCUAACCCACUGAUCGUAUCAUUUGGAGAGAUGGUGGUUGACCUUCUUUCCGAUGUUGCUGCUGUUUCUUCCGUUGAGUCCUCUGGUUUCCUCAAAGCACCUGGUGGUGCACCCGCUAACGUUGCUUGUGCCGUCAAGAAGCUUGGCGGCAACUCAGCCUUCAUCGGCAAGUUUGGAGACGACGAGUUUGGGCACAUGCUGGUUGAUGUGCUGAAGAAACAUGGAGUGAACAUUGAAGGCAUCUGCUUCGAUUCUUAUGCCAGAACUGCAUGUGCAGUGGUGAUAAUAAAGGAGAAUGGAGAGAGGGAGUUCAGUUUUUCUAAAGAGCCCAGUGCGACUAUGCUGUUGAAGGAAUCAGAGUUAAAAAUGGGUCUGAUCAAGCAAUCCAAGAUAUUCCAUUUCGGAUCUAUCAGCUUAAUAUCAGAGCCAAGUAGAUCUGCUCACAUGGCAGCCAUGAAUGCUGCCAAGGAAGCUGGAGUUUUUCUUUCUUAUGAUCCUAAUGUGAGGAUUGCUCUUUGGCCGUCUCCUGACGCUGCUAGAGAAGGGAUCUUCAGCAUAUGGAACUGUGCUGAUUUCAUCAAGGUUAGUGAUGAAGAGGUGGCCUUUCUCACUCAAGGGGAUCCUGAAAGGGACGAUGUUGUGUUGUCUUUGUGGCAUGACAAUCUCAAGUUGCUUGUCGUCACUGAUGGAGAAAAAGGAUGCAGAUACUUCACCAAGCAUUUCAAAGGAAAGGUCAAUGGGUUCUCAGUUAAAACUGUUGAUACAACUGGAGCUGGUGAUGCAUUUGUUGGGGCAGUUCUUUUCUCAGUGGCCAACCAAACUAAUCUUUUCCAUGAUGAGGAGAAAUUGAGGGAAGCUUUGUUAUUUGCAAAUGCUUGUGCAGCAAUUUGUGUAACUACAAAGGGAGCAAUUCCAGGUCUUCCAACCAGUUCAGAUGCUUUUGAGCUCAUUAAGUCCAAGGCCAAAUGAGAGCCCUUUUUCCAUCCAGUUUAAAAAAUUUUACAAGAACUAGCAUGCUCUUUUCUUCUCUCUUUAUUUUAGUUUCAAUUUUAGUAUUUCUUCUAUAUAAAAGCUAAAUAAGUCGUUAGAGAUAUUUUAAUAGAAAAUAAAAUUUUAUUAUGUUUAUUGCACUAUUAUACAUUAGUGCAUGUUGCAUUGGUGCUAAAAUAAAAAUAAAAAAUACAACAUGUGUUUUACUACUUGUAAGGCAAUAAUUAUAUUGUUCAGUUCAGAUAUUUAUGUUAAAAUAUGA
Messenger RNA from Durio zibethinus, 1445 nucleotides. Its product is annotated as putative fructokinase-5. Lineage: Eukaryota; Viridiplantae; Streptophyta; Magnoliopsida; Malvales; Malvaceae. Gene Ontology annotation, cellular component: cytosol. Gene Ontology annotation, biological process: fructose metabolic process. Gene Ontology annotation, molecular function: fructokinase activity. The record is from RefSeq and is a predicted model, not a curated record.